CCGAGUGAGGUGCGCCUUCGCCUGCCCCCGGAGGCGCUGGGAUUACGGCAGCUGCGGUCCCCGAGGUGUCCCGACUCGCCGCCCAUGGCUCCGCUUUCCGCCUGCGAUGCUCGCUCGCCGUCCCGGUGCGGAAAGGCGGCGGCACCCGUGUGAAAUGAAGGGAGCGGGAUCACCGAGCGGCCGGCCGGAGCCGCUUUUACGUCUUUCGGAGCUGAGCAUGGAGGGAGGUAAAACAGCUACCUGAACGCGGGAAAAAAGCCCAGCCCAACAACAAGUAGCUGUCGCCUGGCAGGGAGCCGCGGAGGGCGGCUGGGGACCGGCGGCUGCCGCCGCGCACAGCCGAAGCCCGCUUGAGAAGAGGAGCCGCUCGCUCUCCUCUGGCCAAGGCAGAAGCUCGUCCCCCGCGGACCUGCCGGCGACCGGCUCUGCCCCCGCCCAGCCACCGGUCUCCCGCUCCCCACGCCCUCCGCCGCCACCCGAGCCCUCCCCAGUCAUGUCCGACCCGGAGCGAUGGGGAAGCUCGAGGACAACGAGAGGGUGAUCCUCAACGUGGGGGGCACGCGGCACGAGACCUACCGCAGCACCCUGAAGACCCUGCCGGGGACCCGCCUGGCCCUGCUCGCCUGCGAGUCCCGGAGCGAGUCCCCGAGCGGCGAGGAGCCGCCGCCUCCCCCGACCCUGCCGCCACCGCCGGCAGGAGGGUGCCCGGAGCGGGGCAGCGGCUGCAGCCCACGGGGCAACGGCGGCGCCAGCGAGUUUUUCUUCGACCGGCACCCGGGGGUCUUUGCCUAUGUGCUCAACUACUACCGCACCGGCAAGCUGCACUGCCCCGCCGACGUCUGCGGGCCGCUCUUCGAGGAGGAGCUGGCCUUCUGGGGCAUUGACGAGACCGAUGUGGAGCCUUGCUGCUGGAUGACAUACCGCCAGCACCGCGACGCCGAGGAGGCCCUCGACAUCUUCGAGGCGCCCGACCUGCUGACGGGAGAGCCACCCCCUGAUGGCGACGACGACGACCUGGCUGCCAAGAGGCUGGGCAUCGAGGACGUUGGGGCAACCGCUGAGGGCAAGGGCGGGCGGUGGAGGCGGCUGCAGCCCCGCGUCUGGGCACUCUUCGAGGACCCCUACUCCUCGCGGGCUGCCAGGUUCAUCGCCUUUGCCUCUUUGUUCUUCAUCCUAGUCUCCAUCACAACCUUUUGCCUGGAAACGCACGAGGCUUUCAACACCAUCAUAAACAAAACCGAGCAGGUCAUCAACGGGACCGAAGCCGUGCUGCAGUACGAGAUAGAGACAGACCCUGCCCUGACCUACGUGGAGGGGGUCUGUGUGGUCUGGUUCACCUUUGAGUUUUUAGUGCGGGUUGUUUUUUCCCCCAACAAGCUCGAGUUCAUCAAAAACCUCUUGAACAUCAUCGACUUUGUGGCCAUCCUGCCCUUCUACCUAGAGGUGGGCUUGAGCGGGCUCUCCUCCAAAGCGGCCAAGGACGUGCUGGGCUUCCUCAGGGUGGUAAGGUUUGUCAGGAUCCUGCGCAUCUUCAAGCUGACGCGGCACUUUGUGGGGCUCAGGGUGCUGGGCCACACGCUGCGAGCCAGCACCAACGAGUUUCUGCUGCUGAUCAUAUUCCUGGCGCUGGGCGUGCUGAUCUUUGCCACCAUGAUCUACUACGCGGAGCGCGUGGGCGCGCAGCCCAACGACCCCUCGGCCAGCGAGCACACCCAGUUCAAGAACAUCCCCAUCGGCUUCUGGUGGGCCGUGGUCACCAUGACCACCCUGGGCUACGGGGACAUGUACCCACGGACCUGGUCGGGCAUGCUGGUGGGCGCCCUGUGCGCGCUGGCAGGAGUGCUGACCAUCGCCAUGCCCGUGCCUGUGAUAGUCAACAACUUUGGGAUGUACUACUCCCUGGCCAUGGCCAAGCAGAAACUGCCGAGGAAGCGGAAGAAGCACAUCCCUCCUGCUCCUCAAGCCAGCUCGCCCACCUUCUGCAAGACCGACCUGAGCAUGGCCUGCAACAGCACGCAGGGAGACAUCUGCCUGGGCAAGGACAACCAGCUGCUGGAGCACAACAGGGCAUCAGUGUUAUCAGGUGAAGACAGUGCAGGAAGUGAGCAGCCACUCUCACCUGGUGAAAGGCUCCCUCCCAUCAGACGCUCUAGUACAAGAGACAAAAACAGAAGAGGGGGAACAUGUUUCCUACUGACCACAGGUGAUUACACGUGUGCAGCUGAUGGAGGGAUCAGGAAAGGCUAUGAAAAGUCCCGGAGCUUAAACAACAUAGCUGGCUUGGCAGGCAGUGCUCUGCGGCUGUCUCCAGUAACGUCGCCCUACAGCUCGCCUUGCCCUCUCAGGCGCUCGCGCUCUCCCAUCCCUUCCAUCCUGUAACGCAGAUGGCAUCGCUCGGCUCCCUGGCACUGACUCAGAUGCUGUGUGCCACACGCUGGAAGUCCAUGUAGCCGUUCCGUAGGCUCCACAAACGUGGCACAACUCUUGCACAACACUUCUGUCGCUAGUGAGAAAUGCCACUUGGGCAGCUGAAGGUGUUCAUCUUGGCUGUUAAAGGUGACCUAAGGUAGAGCUUCUCCUUUCCUCUGCUCUGCUGUCCUGCUUUCCCGUGGCAGUGGCAGGACUGGCAGUGGAUGCCCCUGGCCAGUGUCACAGGAUGUCAGGGGUUGGAAAGGACCCAAAGAGAUCAUCAAGUCCAACCCCCCAGCCACAGCAGGACCACAAUCUAGCUCAGGGCACACAGGAACACAUCCAGACAGGCCUGGAAAGGCUCCACAGAAGGAGACUCCACAGCCUCUCUGGGCAGCCUGUGCCAGGGCUCUGGAACACUCCUAGUCAAGGCGUCCCCCCUUGUGUUGAGCUGGAACCUCCUGUGCUGCAGCUUCCAUCCAUUGCUCAAUAAAUACAGUGCACUCUAUAAAUAAGCCUAUUUUCAGGGAGAUUCACUUAAAACGAUGUGCUUCCAACUAACUCUCAGCCACUCCAUUGAGCCUCCAUUUCUUGUGACUCUAUUCCAUCCUGAAGAUGUCUGGACUGGUGUCUUGGUUGCACACACUGUGACUUGGCUCUGCUCAUUUGCAUGGACCAUCCUGUCUCCAUCACCUGACGAGCAGUGUGGCCGAUGGUGGAGACCACAGAGGGCUCUGGAUGUGUGUUCUCACAUUGCACCAUCCCGCUGCAGUGAAAGCACAGAACCGGGCUGCAUGUGGGAUUGUUCUCCUUUGUUUCACCUUUCCCCUGGUUUUUUUUUAGCGACCUAUUUGUUUGUAACCGGCUUUCUUUUGUGAUUAACUGACUGUGCUGCUGGAUUGCUGUAUCGAGUUCUGAAUGUCUCCGGUUGUUUGCACACAGAUAACUGCAAAGAGGUUGUCAUUACUGGGUACACGCAAGCAGAAGCUAGAUCUCUUUCUUAAUGGCUGGGGGAAGGCACAAAACAUGCGAGCAAGGUAAACGCCCUCCAGACUUGCACUGUUAACUGGCAAGUGCUGCGUGGUCCUGUAGUCGUUUCUCUGCUCCAGGGCUCUUCGGCAGUUUCAGAGGCUGAGUACCAAGUGAAAUGGAGAAGAUCUGGGGGCUCUUUUGGUGCCACUGUAAGCGGUAGUGGUUCUCCAGUCUGCUUUUUGACCACACUUAGACCUCCGGCUGGCGAGCUUCAGAAGUUCCUCCAGGCAGUGUUGGGUUCGGUUUCUUUUCGAGGUGAUUUGUCCUGCGUGUCCUUUGUCUGUCUGGUUUGCGACUUGUCUCCUGUAGCCUCCAUCUGUCUCCAUAAAGCACAGAGGUACUGUUCAAAGGCUCUCCUCUCUUCUCAGAUUAACUAAGAACAUUUUUCUCCCCUCUCUCCUUUGCCUGUAUGUGUAUAGACACAACCAUACCUAUUUUUCCAGUGCAAAUCAGUAUCCUGUAGACUAACUCAUGUGAGCCCCCCCACGAUGAGUUUUGUUUUGGGUGGGGUUUGGUGAUGUCUUUACAGUACUGGUCGGUUGCCCUACUGCACCAAGUUCCCUCCUUGCAACCAGUGUUCCUUACAGCCUGCAACCCACAUACCCUUUAAGUGGCUUUUUCGUUCAAUAUGAAGCUCUGUUUGUGCAACAGGACCAAUAUGCAGUGGCAGAUUUCAUGUUCUGGGCACCCUAAAAUGGCAGAGUUCUAGAGCAGCCUGGGGAAGGUCAUCAGGACCCAAAGCUGAAGAGAUCCUGGAGAUUGUUGAAUAAUCCCUGACUGUCAUGCUUUACUUUUUGGUUUUGUUUUUUGGUUAGGGAAAGAAACAUAACUUACUGCUGCCAUUGUAAUGGGCUCUUAUGUACCUAGCCUAGCCCACAGCAUGAUCUGCAUGCCAGACUUCUUGUACCAUAAUGUAUUUAGCAGAGUAUACAUUUCUGAUACUUAGAGCUGUACAUUGAUUUAGUUUUGGUAAAAUACUGUCAAUAGAGAGAUAACUGCAAACAGCUUUUAGCAAAGGAAUUAAUUCCCUAUCUGGUGCUGCUGUUAUAUUAACUACAGUGUUGUACAGAAUUUAUCAUGGAUUUUUGACUGCUGAAAAAGGGACAAUGGAAUUUAGCCAUACCAAGGACUGUACUGGAAAGAAACUGCUGCU
Molecule: messenger RNA, 4594 nt
Organism: Pogoniulus pusillus (Red-fronted tinkerbird)
Lineage: Eukaryota; Metazoa; Chordata; Aves; Piciformes; Lybiidae
Gene: KCNC2
Product: potassium voltage-gated channel subfamily C member 2
Exons: 5
Coding region: 511-2379 (622 amino acids)
Biological process (GO): potassium ion transmembrane transport; protein homooligomerization
Cellular component (GO): axon terminus; presynaptic membrane; neuronal cell body membrane
Molecular function (GO): protein binding; delayed rectifier potassium channel activity
Source: RefSeq, a predicted model, not a curated record